Molecule: messenger RNA, 944 nt
Organism: Lycium barbarum (goji berry)
Lineage: Eukaryota; Viridiplantae; Streptophyta; Magnoliopsida; Solanales; Solanaceae
Product: putative germin-like protein 2-1
Exons: 2
Coding region: 70-741 (223 amino acids)
Cellular component (GO): cell wall
Molecular function (GO): manganese ion binding
Source: RefSeq, a predicted model, not a curated record
CAGAGUACAUCAAUUAAAUUGUCUCAAUAUAUAUCUCAAUAUAUAUAUACACAGAUUUUCUAGUUGGUGAUGGCUCUCAAGUACUUUGUAUUAACCAUUGCCUUAUUGGCUGUGGUGACUUCAAUAAGCCAUGCAUCUGAUCCUAGUCCUUUGCAAGAUUUUUGUGUUGCUGUCAAUGACUCCGUGGCUGCUGUUUUCGUGAAUGGAAAGUUUUGCAAGGAUCCAAAGGAUGUCACUGCUGAUGACUUCUUCAAGUCAGGUUUAAACGAACCUGGAAAUACUUCAAAUCGAGUUGGAUCUGCUGUAUCUGCCGUAAACGUCAACAACUUACCUGGACUCAACACUCUGGGCAUUUCUUUAGCUCGUAUUGAUUACGCACCAUACGGUCUCAACCCACCUCAUACACACCCCCGAGCAACUGAGUUUCUUGUUGUCCUUGAGGGCACGCUCUAUGUUGGCUUUGUCCUUUCAAACCCCGGUCCAAAUAUGAAAAAUAAAUUAUUUACCAAGAUUCUACAUGCUGGAGAUGUGUUUGUUUUCCCGAUAGGUCUCAUUCAUUUUCAAUUUAAUGUGGGAAAGACUAAGGCCGUUGCAUUAGCUGGACUCAGUAGUCAAAAUCCAGGAGUCAUCACUAUUGCAAAUGCAGUAUUUGGCUCAGACCCGCCAAUCAAGGACGAUGUUCUUGCAAAAGCAUUCCAAGUUGACAAGAAAGUUGUUGAUUAUCUCCGAUCACAAUUUUGAUGGGACAACAACUAGAUUAGUAUAAGCUAAAUAAUAACAAUGGUGCUUUUAUUUGUGCUUAUGUUUGGAAUUUAAAAAAUCAUAAAUAAAUCUCAUGAUCUAGUCUUGUGGACGGGUUUCACUGACCUUUGUAUUGGAUGUACUAAAUGGGGAAUUCUUAUGGUUUGUGUUUAGUAAAAUUAUGUUUAUCAGUUUAUCGUUUU